GGCACGAAGCGCAUUCGAUGCAGUGGCUACGUUUCUCGCUGCAGCUUGUUCGUUUAUAACGCGACGGCAGGAAAACACUGUAAUCAAGCUAUCUCAAUUUUCAUUAAUUUAAUUUGUGUUAGAUCGCAAACUAAAUAGUGAUAUCGUGAGUACAAAUUCGUUUUUCGGCAUAGAAUAUCUCGGAUCGUUUAAUAAUUAUUUGAUAUGAUCAACGACAGCACGCUGCGAAUAAAAGAUUUGACCUUUUGAGGAGAAUCCAAGCACGAUUGUUUAGACUUUGUAGCAGAAUCUAAAAAAAGUUGGGUAUGUUCGAAUAAGACACAGCUGAGAAAAAUGUACCGAAAGAUGUCAAAUUUUACAUAGAAAACAUAAUGUGUAGUGCCACCCUUAAGUAAACCGUGAAACACGAAUAACUAUACGAGCAGUAACGAAAGCUUAUCUCUGGAAAGUAAAGGUUGAUUUUGUGACCCAUUUUCUGCAUUAUGGUUACUUAUCAGUUCGCGAAUAACAAUGAAGGAAAAAGGACACAUCGACGAUGCUCAAACAGCCACGGUAGAUGAGCACAUGAAACUGAUUUAUGAUGACAGAUCAGUCAUCGAUUCGAAUUUCAUCGACGUCACGCCAGAUGAUUUGCCUGAAUGGUUCGACGAGAAACUGUUCAAAAUGGGCCAGGCAUUUUACAUGGAAAAUUUGCUGGGACUCGUAACUGGAAACGUGUUAGGACUGUUGGCGAUAUUGGUUGUCCCAGACAUAACGGAGGUGCUCACGUUCACAAGGAAGAGUUCGACGAUCUCCUUAUCCUUCAAGCGAUACGCAAGAACAGCGUUCUACAUAUACAAUCUGUUCCGCACUGACAUGCUCAAGAAUGAAUCAAAGUGGUUCGAGAUGCUGAACAUAAUUCGACGAGCACACACAUCAGCCAGCAAUCGCCAUGUCGAUGAUGGACGUCAUGGGAUAUACAUGAAGGACAUGGCCAUCACGCAAUUCGGAUUCAUAGGGUACGUGUUCGCGUGUCCAGAAAAGAUCGGACUGAGUCACUGCACCAUCGAACAAAAAGCUGGUUUCAAUCAUUUCUGGCGCGUCACUAGCUACCUCCUGGGUAUACCUAAUCGGCUGAAUAUCUGUCGCAAAACGGUAGCGGAAACGACACAGUUGUGCAAAAGAAUAUCGCACGACAUUAUUAAGAAACAUUUGGAGACUAUUCUACCAGAUAGCGAACGAUUGGUAACAAAUGCGAUACAAGGGCUGUGGUACAUCGAUCCCUUCCUGAACAGUAACGGUAGCGUCGCUACCAUGUACAAAUUGGCUGGAGCAGAAUAUAAGAAGCCUCUCGGAUGGAUCUCCUGUUUAAACAUGAAGCUGCGCGAAUGGAAUUUUUAUCUCUACAGUGCUCCCUACAUCGGGGUAGCGGUCAGGGCUUAUUACAACUACUUCCUGGCGUUCCUUUUCUGGUCGAUGGAACACUAUCCUCUGCUGGCCAGGAUAGCGUUUGGGAAGGACAAAUCGAAUCUAUGCCUGUCUUCUAAUUGAUACAGUGAUAGAAACUCAUGUGAAAGAAUAAAUAUGCUGAUAAUGUGAAAAACGAGUUGAGUUAAAAAUCGAAUCUCCAUUGGGAUUAUGAACGAGGUAUGAUUCGAUGAUCAAAGAGGCACUGUGAUAGUAAUAAAAUAAAUGUAAUAAAUGUUUAACGAUACCGUUCGCUAGAGGUCGCUAGACAUCGAGUUCGAGUUCUCGAGAUUUAAGCGGAUGGAAUAUCACCAAUUCCCAUUUUUCACUUUUAUGUGAUUCUCUAUUUAUUUUUCCAUUACUUAUAUUCACGCUAUAGGUUUUUCGAUACUUUAUUUUUAUUAGCCGGUCCUAACCCAAUCUUGAAAAACUGGUGGAGGGGGGGGGGGGGCGGACGCCCGGAAUUCGAACCCAGGCUCUCAGCGUAGUAGUCGGGUACGCUACGUACUGUUUCACUGUCCGCCUCCCGCUACACACCGCGUAUUACUGAUAACCACUCGAUCAGCAGUUACCGAAAAUAAAUCGAAGACAAUAAUUAGAAAAUAAAAUAAAAAGUAUUGACAGAGCAAAAUAAGUUGAAUCUGGUGAAUGAUACUCGAAAAUAGGAAACGUGUGUAUUAUGCAGUUUUUUAAACAGAUUAUCAAGUCUUAUUGUAGCGUACACUUUAUGUAAUCUUACGCACAUAUCAAUUAAACGCUGUUUAAUUUCGUACUGA
Hylaeus volcanicus is the source of this 2222-nucleotide messenger RNA. RefSeq lists its product as uncharacterized. Lineage: Eukaryota; Metazoa; Arthropoda; Insecta; Hymenoptera; Colletidae. The record is from RefSeq and is a predicted model, not a curated record. The coding region runs from base 511 to 1530 and encodes 339 amino acids. The transcript has 10 exons.